Molecule: messenger RNA, 1830 nt
Organism: Phytophthora sojae
Lineage: Eukaryota; Oomycota; Peronosporomycetes; Peronosporales; Peronosporaceae
Exons: 3
Coding region: 1-1830 (609 amino acids)
Source: RefSeq, a predicted model, not a curated record
AUGCCACACUCCAUCACGCGGAACAACAAGGUGUCGUAUUUGCUGGAUCGGAACAAACAGGCCGUGUACAGUGACUUCAUUCGUAGAGCUGGUCUACAGUUACCGGAGUUCGUGCGCCUUCAUCGUGGCGAAUCCAUUCAGGAUUCCCGUCCCAACAAGGCCCUCGAGGAUCUUUCACAUCUUCAUGCAUGGGAGAAAUAUAGGUACCGAGACCGAUGGAGUCGCAUUGCUCAGCACGGUGUAGUCCCAGAGUGGAGGGCCACGUUCAAAGCUCAAUCCAAAGCACCGCCGAAUCACGGAUCUGCUACUCGAGCACUGAACAUCAUAAUCAAGCACUUGCGGGCUGGCCAAGACACCAACCGAUACCUGAUCCUGGAUAUCGAUUUGCUACUCGCACUAGAAGGUGUGACUUGCAGUCCCUUUGGGGCCGUGCAGAAAGGUGAGGUGGACCUUGAAAUCGACGCGCGGAUUAUUCAUGAUCUUUCAUACCCACCUGGGGAGUCAGUCAACGAUAACACCGUCCCGGACGACGAGGUGGACGUAUCGUAUGAUGGUGCUGAAGCUUUAGUCAAUCGGAUUCUCGACGUCGCAGAAGUCUUUCCCACGCUGCAGCGGAUGAUGACGGAUGACGUUAAUGGAGCCUUCCGAAACAUACAAAUGUCCGCCGAUCACGUAGGGUGUUUUGCUGGGACUAUACCAGAGCUCGGAGUACUUGUCGUGGACCUCUGCUGUCCUUUUGGAUGGAGGAAUUCUCCUUCCUCUUACUGGAUCGCAGGCGCAGCCAUUAGUCAUUUGUAUUCGAGCUCAGCACCACAGUGGCCUCUACAGCCAAAAGAGGCGACCGACAAUUUUGAUGCGAAGACGUGGUGCGAUGACCAUACUGCAAUUGAACCCAACGGUAAAGCUCUCGGUUUGGAGUGGGAUCUUCCAGCAGGAACAGUAUCGAUGCCGCGAGAAAAAGUAUUCAUGGCACUCAAUCGUCUGCGCACGACCCGGUCUCGCGUUAAAACUACUAAGACGGAGCUACAGAAGCUGUUGGGUAGCUUACGACACGUUGCUACAUGCAUCAGAACGGCUAUCCCGUUUUUCCAACGCAUCGCGGCGCUCGCCCGCUCUGCACCGCGACAUGGCGGGGUGGUGGUAUCGCGCGAGGCAAAGGACGAUAUGUGCUGGAUCGAGGUAAUCUUACGGAUCGGAAGGUUAAACGGAAUCCCGCUCGCACGAUUUACUCGCCGUCAUGAACCCGACUUCCACAUCCAUAUGGAUGCUAGUGACCAAGGCCUCUGUGCCCUCUUUCCAGCGCAAAAGCAGUACCUGCAAGUGCGCUUCACCGAUGAUGAAUUGACAUUGAUUCGACACUGCAACGAUACGGGUGACAGCGACUUCUGCAUAAAUGUGCGCGAAUUGAUGAGCGCCGUUUUUGCGUCUAUCGUUUGGGGCCCGGCAUGGAAGCACAUACAGGGUGACAACGACACUCAUGUGAAAUUCUGGAAUGAUAACACAUCUGCAGCGAGUCGCAACAGCUUCGCACAAUUACUCUUACGAGUACUUGGGAUCUGCGAAGUUCAACAUGGGUUCUAUUCUACGGCCUCGCAUGUGGCCGGAGUGGAUAACGAGAUAGCCGAUGCUGGCAGCAGGGUGUGGGAAUCGCCGUCCUUGGCUCGAAGAUUUGCUAAUCUAUGUUGUGGGUGGACGUGUGUGCAGAUCCCGACCGGCUAUCGCAAUCUCUCUCUUCUUUGGGAGCGUUGUUACGCGCAGGAGCGCUCGCUCAAUCAUCUAGGAAGCACUAUUCUCGAGCCUGGCAGCAAUGGACCGCGUGGUGCAGCAUGA